Molecule: messenger RNA, 1728 nt
Organism: Colletotrichum navitas
Lineage: Eukaryota; Fungi; Ascomycota; Sordariomycetes; Glomerellales; Glomerellaceae
Product: putative uracil transporter
Exons: 5
Coding region: 1-1728 (575 amino acids)
Biological process (GO): transmembrane transport; nucleobase transport
Cellular component (GO): plasma membrane
Molecular function (GO): nucleobase transmembrane transporter activity
Source: RefSeq, a predicted model, not a curated record
AUGUUGAGAGUGACAAGGCUUAGGAGAGCCGUCUCCUCCCAAGAGUUCAAGCAAUUCAUCCAGACUAAGGAGGCCCCGAAACAGGGAGCAGCUUACUUCAAUGAGGACUUGCUUCCAACCCCACCUGAACACCGCAAGUGGACAGCUUUGCACUUUUUCACCUAUUACUUAACUCAAACAUUUUCACCAAGCUCGUACAACCUCGGAGCAACCCUGAUAUCGAUUGGUCUCCAAUGGUGGCACGGCAUGCUUGCCGCCGUGAUAGGGUCUGCUAUUCUCAGUGUUGUUGUUAUUCUCAACUCGCGCGGCGCAACUCAGUAUCAUGUGGGCUUCCCGGUCUACAUUCGCGCUGCCGCAGGUGUGAGUGGCGCAAAGCUAUUUAUCAUUAUCCGCGCAUCCGUUGCGGUCAUUUACUUCGCAACUCAGUCAUUCUAUGGAGGCAUGCUCACUUCAGUGGCACUGCGCGCCAUUUUUGGGCCCAGCUGGGAAAACAUCCCGAACCGCCUCCCAGCCAGUGCCGGGAUCUCUUCCAAGAACCUGAUUGCCUUCUUCAUCUUUUGGCUUAUUCAGUUCCCAGUGAUGUUCAUUCAUCCAACCAUUUUGAGACACCUCUUCGUCGUCAAAUCCAUCGCAACGACAGCAGGCUUGUUCGGAGUCCUCGGAUGGGCUAUCCAGAUGAACGGAGGAAGCUUGGGAAAUUUCAACUUCGGUGGCAAAGCCUUGAGUGGCACCGCUUUGGUAUGGCCAAUGAUUCAAGCCAUCAACAGUGUCAUGGCUGCGCUGUGUCCAAUCUUGGUAAACCAGCCCGACGUCGCUCGGUACGCCACACGGCCCUCGCAAGCGACUUGGUCGCAGGCGAUAGGGAUAUUGGUCAGCAAAGUACUCGUUAUGUUUCUGAGCUGCGCAACAACAAGUGCGGCGUCCGGCGUUCUUGGAAAGAGCUAUUGGAAUGUCUGGGACUUGUACAAUGCCAUAUUGACAGAGUACUGGGGUCCUGGAGCCCGCGCUGGAAUGUUCUUUGCUUCAGCUGGAAUGAUUCUUGCUAUUAUUGCAACCAACGCAGGUUCAAACUCGUUACCAGUUGGCGCCGACGUCACUGGUCUCUGGCCUAGGUACAUCAACAUCGUCAGAGGCCAGGUUAUUUGCGCACUUCUUGCGCCGCUAUGUGUGCCAUGGAAGAUAAUCUCCAGCGCAAGCUCUUUCCUCACAUUCUUGGGGUCAUACACCGUCUUCCUCAUGCCUACUUGUGGGAUCAUGAUUGUGGACUACUGGGUCCUGCGACGAGGCAACUUACAUGUUCCAAGCCUUUACACCAAGAACGAAAGCUCUCCGUACACAUACUAUAAGGGAUGGAAUUUACGAGCUAUUAUGGCAUGGCUCUCUGGUGUCAUCUUUACCGUACACGGUAUUGCUGGGAACCUAGACCCGGACUCUGUCAACCAAGCGAGUAAGAACAUGUACAAGCUUGGGUUUCUGCUCUCGCUUUUUAUGGGCUCUUUGGUUUACUAUACGGCGUGUCUUAUAUGGCCAGUACAAAUCCAUCCGACAGGACUAGACUCAGAGAUUUCGAUGGGAUUCGAGAGCAUGGCGGCAUCGGAAGGGUUCCUUCCGGGAGAAGGUAUCGAAACAAUCCGCGGAGUCUUCUCAGUUACUGAUGCUACCGGUGUUGAUGAAUGUGCUGAGAAAAGUUCUGGUACAGGGUCUAUGGGCAAGGGGCAUGUUCUUUGA